Trichoplax adhaerens is the source of this 1065-nucleotide messenger RNA. RefSeq lists its product as uncharacterized. The record is from RefSeq and is a predicted model, not a curated record. Gene Ontology annotation, biological process: TORC2 signaling. The transcript is spliced from 11 exons. Bases 1 to 1065 code for a protein of 354 amino acids. Gene Ontology annotation, cellular component: TORC2 complex. Lineage: Eukaryota; Metazoa; Placozoa; Uniplacotomia; Trichoplacea; Trichoplacidae.
AUGGCCAAAGUCGAGGCUAAUUUGAAUUCAAUUUAUAACGAUCGAAGGCAAUCGCGGCCAUUAUCGACCGCUACGGUACCAUUUCGUCUACCACCAACAAAUCAAGGACUAUCAUUUGAAGGCAAUCGUGAAUGGCGUAGUAUUGUAGCGAGCAUUACCACGUUAUUUCAGAAACGUAGUAGCAGUUAUAUAAGCUUCGAUCAAGUUCUGGAGAAAGUCAGAUUAAUCUUGAACUCAGAAACAGGAAAUUUACUCUACGAUUAUUAUCAGGAUCAUUUACUAAAGAAAGGAAUGAUUAUUUUACGAGAAGAAGUCAAAGAUCUUACUGGUGAUGAAUUAUUAAAGAAAUUGGUGAUAUUGUGGAAUCAAUUUUUCGUCGAUAUUUUGCCUGCCUUACAGAUUUUAUUUCACCCUAUUCAGACAAGGCAUUUAAGCAUCCGUCAGGUAGCUUUAGUGAGUUUUAGAGACAUUCUUUUAUUGAAAACAAAAAUUGAAGAAACAAUUUUACUCGAAAUUGCGACUAUAACACCAUCUAUCCAACAAAUGCUGUUGGUUUUAUUGAGCGUUCAUGAUAAAUCACCACCCAAUGAAGAAUAUAUACGCUUAGAAAAAAUGGCAGCCAAAGUAGUUAAGCCUUACAUGCCGGUUAGUUAUCGAAGCAACAAUCUUGAUACAGUAACACCAGAUAAUCCAUAUCUAAGGAGAAUCAGAGAUAGUAUCUUAGAAGAUAAAGAUAUUGUCAUGAAAGUGCCAAUUGUACUCAGGUCCGAGUCUGCGUCAUUUAGUAACAGUCGUGAUACUAGUAAUGAUUUCAGAGCAUCCUUAGUAAGUGGUGGAAUAACCUUCGAUGCAAGGCCGCAUAGUUUCGCUGGAGAUUUGCCGUUACGUCGGAAGCACAGGCCGGUAAUUCACGGUACAUACUUAGGUAACCUUGAAAAUCCAUUAACCUGUGACAUUUAUGUAGCAGCUAGAUACACGACAAUUAAUUCCAUUUACGUCGGGUGGUCUACCGGCACCGAUAAUAGAGAAUUAGAGAAGGAAUACGAAUUAAAUUACCUGAAGUAA